Messenger RNA from Phragmites australis (common reed), 2004 nucleotides. RefSeq names its product ammonium transporter 3 member 1. The transcript is spliced from 2 exons. Gene Ontology annotation, molecular function: ammonium channel activity. The coding region runs from base 328 to 1788 and encodes 486 amino acids. Gene Ontology annotation, biological process: ammonium transmembrane transport. Gene Ontology annotation, cellular component: plasma membrane. The record is from RefSeq and is a predicted model, not a curated record. Lineage: Eukaryota; Viridiplantae; Streptophyta; Magnoliopsida; Poales; Poaceae.
AUAGCGUUCCAGGCCCAAUACCAAAGCCCCGUGCUUGUAUUCUUCCCUCCUCUCGCUCCCGCCCAGCUCAUUCAUGCAGCUUAGGAUCUAGCUCCUCUCCUUGUGCCCCUCACCAGCGCUCUCGCUGCGCUCGCCCACCCUCACCCCAUGCGUCAGCCGCACAGCUGAUCUCUAUAUGUAACGCCGGGCGCCUCGCCUAGCAGUAGCAGCCUCAUAUAUCGAUCACCGUACCAGUGGGGCGCCACUAGUAUCUUCCGGCGACCACCUCAACCGGCACGUACGUACUGCCUGAUCGAUCGUCGUCGACGAUCGAGCUCGCGACCGAGGAUGUCGUCGGAUGGUGCGUUCAACAUGUCGGCGGCGUACACGCCGGGCCUCGGCGUGCCGCCGUGGCUGAACAAGGGCGACAACGCGUGGCAGAUGGUGUCGGCGACGCUGGUCGGGCUGCAGAGCGUGCCGGGGCUGGUGAUCCUGUACGGCAGCAUCGUCAAGAAGAAGUGGGCGGUGAACUCGGCGUUCAUGGCGCUCUACGCGUUCGCCGCCGUGUGGCUGUGCUGGGUCACCUGGGCCUACAAGAUGUCCUUCGGCGAGAAGCUGCUCCCGUUUUGGGGCAAGGCCGGGACGACGCUCGGGCACGGCUUCCUCCUGGAGCAGGCCGCGCUGCCGCGGACCACGCACUACUACCACGACGGCACCCUCGAGACCGCCGAGAUCACGCCCUUCUACCCCAUGGCGUCCAUGGUCUACUUCCAGUGCGUCUUCGCCGCCAUCACACUCAUCCUGCUCGCCGGCUCCCUGCUCGGCCGCAUGAAUUUCAAGGCCUGGAUGAUCUUCGUCCCCCUCUGGCUCACCUUCUCCUACACCAUCGGCGCCUUCUCCAUCUGGGGCGGCGGUUUCCUCUUCCACUGGGGCGUCAUGGACUACUCCGGUGGCUACGUCAUCCACCUCUCCUCGGGCGUCGCCGGCUUCACCGCCGCCUACUGGGUCGGGCCAAGGUCCACCAAGGACAGGGAGAGGUUCCCGCCCAACAACGUCCUGCUCAUGCUCACCGGCGCCGGGAUUCUGUGGAUGGGCUGGGCCGGAUUCAACGGCGGGGACCCCUACUCCGCAAACGUCGACUCCUCCCUCGCCGUGCUCAACACCAACAUCUGCGCCGCCACCAGCCUCCUAGUCUGGACCUGCCUCGACGUCAUCUUCUUCAAGAAGCCCUCCGUCAUCGGCGCCGUCCAGGGCAUGAUCACCGGCCUCGUCUGCAUCACUCCCGGCGCAGGUCUGGUCCAGGGGUGGGCGGCGAUCAUGAUGGGCAUGCUCUCCGGCAGCAUCCCGUGGUUCACGAUGAUGGUGGUGCACAAGCGCUCCCGGCUGCUGCAGCAAGUGGACGACACCCUGGGCGUGUUCCACACCCACGCCGUGGCCGGGUUCCUCGGCGGCGCCACCACGGGGCUCUUCGCGCACCCGUCGCUGUGCACCCUCUUCCUGCCGGUCUCCAACUCUCGCGGCGCCUUCUACGGCAGCGGCAUGCAGCUCGUCAAGCAGGUCGGCGGCGCGCUCUUCAUCAUCUGCUGGAACGUGAUGGUCACCAGCCUGGUGUGCCUCGUGGUGCGCCUCGUCGUGCCGCUGCGCAUGCCCGACGAUGAGCUGGCCAUCGGCGACGACGCGGUGCACGGCGAGGAGGCCUACGCGCUGUGGGGCGACGGCGAGAAGUACGACUCCACCAAGCACGGCUGGUACUCCGACCACGACACGCAGCACCACAAGGCGCCCAGCGGCGUCACGCAGAACGUCUGAUAACUCAAGCAGAACAUAUAGGAGGGAGAUUAAUAAAUGGGGGCUUGGUUUGAAAUGUUUGAUCACGUUGGGGUUCGAUUGGUUGAUUCGCCUGCAUGCUACCGGUUGGGGUGCAGUUUUACGGUGAUCGCGUGUGGCUGGUUUUUUGGGUUACAAAACAGUUUGGACGUCGUCGCACACGCGCGUGCCGUUCAUGCGCUGUGGAAUAAUGUGGUG